Zophobas morio is the source of this 597-nucleotide messenger RNA. RefSeq lists its product as uncharacterized. The coding region runs from base 52 to 597 and encodes 181 amino acids. NCBI's taxonomy places the organism in Eukaryota, Metazoa, Arthropoda, Insecta, Coleoptera, Tenebrionidae. The record is from RefSeq and is a predicted model, not a curated record. The transcript is spliced from 3 exons.
UAUUUUUGAAUAGGUUAUUUGGAACGUCAAAAUUUUCAGUGAUUUUCGACAAUGUAUAAUUAUUAUAGAACGUUAAAGCAGCAAUUUAUCCUUUUUUCGCGACUACACAAAACUAUAUCAUUUUAUCAGCUCAAAAGGUGGUUCAAUCAAGCAAGAAUUUUUUGCGUGAGAAUUACUCCCGAAGACAUGGAAGAGGUCUACAAAACGUUCAAUUUAGAGAGAUUCGAUUACGAUACUUUUGAAAAAUUUCUAGAAAAAUUGGCAACUCAGAGGAAAACUUAUGUCUCUGCGUUAACAUUCAAGUUGGUCAAUUGUGGCAUUCCGGACACUGUUCAAAUGGAACGACCCAUUUUUAUCGUAGACAGAAACAAAGAAAGGAAAAUGGAAGAGGAAAAAGAGUUGGCGAAAGAAAUGGCAGCAGGGAUCGCAAAGACAGCCCAAGAAAAGUCAAAUAAAAUUAAAGCAAUACGAAAGAAAAUGGAAAUGACAGGUCAAACGUGCAACAAAAGGAUGAGUGUAAAGGGAGAAAUGGGAGAGUUUGAGAAACUAAUAGGGGAUGCGUAUACAAGCUGGGAGUGCAUACCAUGUAUUUGUUAA